GUGACGUAUUUCCGCCCCCGCCCUCUUUUCCUUUUCCGCUCCUCGUGGAGGCACCGGCGGGUUUUCGUCCCCCCCGGUGGUGGUCGACCACGACAGUAGUCAUGGCGAUGUUUGAGCAGAUGAGAGCGAACGUGGGCAAGUUGCUCAAGGGUAUCGACAGGUACAAUCCUGAGAAUCUGGCCACCUUGGAGCGCUAUGUGGAGACACAGGCCAAGGAGAAUGCUUAUGAUCUGGAAGCCAACCUGGCUGUCCUGAAGUUGUACCAGUUCAACCCAGCCUUCUUUCAGACCACAGUCACUGCCCAGAUCCUGCUGAAGGCCCUCACCAACCUGCCCCACACCGACUUCACCUUGUGCAAGUGCAUGAUCGACCAGGCGCACCAAGAGGAACGGCCUAUCCGCCAGAUUUUGUACCUUGGGGACCUGCUGGAGACCUGCCACUUCCAGGCCUUCUGGCAAGCCCUGGAUGAGAACAUGGACCUUCUGGAAGGCAUCACUGGCUUUGAAGACUCGGUCCGGAAGUUUAUCUGCCACGUAGUGGGCAUCACAUACCAGCACAUUGACCGCUGGCUGCUGGCCGAGAUGCUUGGGGACCUGACAGACAACCAGCUGAAGGUGUGGAUGAGCAAGUACGGCUGGAGCGCUGACGACUCGGGGCAGAUCUUCAUCUGUAGCCAGGAGGAGAGCAUCAAGCCCAAGAACAUCGUGGAGAAGAUCGACUUCGACAGUGUGUCCAGCAUCAUGGCCUCAUCCCAGUAACUGCAAGUGUCCAAUAAAGAUUUGUAGAUGGA
Messenger RNA from Perognathus longimembris pacificus (Pacific pocket mouse), 790 nucleotides. It is a transcript of the gene Eif3k, whose product is annotated as eukaryotic translation initiation factor 3 subunit K. Bases 102 to 758 code for a protein of 218 amino acids. Gene Ontology annotation, biological process: regulation of translational initiation. The record is from RefSeq and is a predicted model, not a curated record. Gene Ontology annotation, molecular function: ribosome binding; translation initiation factor activity. The transcript is spliced from 8 exons. Gene Ontology annotation, cellular component: eukaryotic translation initiation factor 3 complex; cytoplasm. Lineage: Eukaryota; Metazoa; Chordata; Mammalia; Rodentia; Heteromyidae.